Anisakis simplex (herring worm) is the source of this 1170-nucleotide messenger RNA. The record is from the annotation of a GenBank genome assembly. NCBI's taxonomy places the organism in Eukaryota, Metazoa, Nematoda, Chromadorea, Rhabditida, Anisakidae.
AUGAAUCGACUUGAAAAGAAGUUGUCGAGCUGUUUAGAGUCGGGUGAUUAUUAUGAGGCGAAUCAGAUUUAUCGAACCCUUUACCAUCGUAUGUCUUCUCAGGGAAAAUGGCAUGAACUCCAAGAUUUACUCUAUAAUGGUGCAAUCAAACUCUUAGAUGUAAACGAACCAACAAGUGCCAUAGAUCUCGCUGAACUUUUCAUCGAAAGCCUGCAAAAAUCAAAUAUGCCCGUCUCAUCAUCUUUGCUUGAUCGAUUCGAGCAGCUUUUCACUCGUUUACCACCCCUCCUGGAGAAGGAAACAUCCACAGGUGGUAGUCGGAUGGACAGACGUAAUGAGUUCCUCUCUCGUGCCCUCAAGUGGACAAUGGCCGUUGGCGAGAAGAAACGCCAUCGAGAGAAGGGUCAUCCCGAUUUUCAUGCACGUGUGGCCAAAGUGCUUUGGCAUGAGAAUAAAUAUGUGGCUGCGAGGAAUCAUUUUUUCUUGAGUAACGAUUCAGAGGGAUUCGCAUCAUUCCUUAUCGAUUUCCAGCAACAUUGUGGUUUUAAAAGUGAAAAGGAUUUGUUUAUUGCGCAAGCCGUCUUACAGGUUUUGUGCAGUCGUCGUUCUAAGAUGGCGUGUGUUAUGCUGCAACUUUAUUGCGAAAAGCAUCCCGAGAUCGCUUCAGAAGCACCUUAUCAGUUGCCUUUGCUUAAUUUUGUGUGGUUGUUGACGUUAUGUGUCCAGUUGCGGAAUGUAACGUAUUUUUCAAUUAUAGUCGAACAGUAUCAGAAAUGCUUGGAGCGUGAUCCAUCCUAUCGUGAUUAUUUGGAUAAAAUUGGACAAAUUUAUUUCGGACUGCCACCACCACAAGAGUCUAUGAGUUCUGGUUUAUUUGGUACUCUCCUUAAAGGUUUGCUCGGUAGUAACGAGCCGACCGGAUCCUCUUUUGCGGAUGAUUCCGAUAGUGAUGAUGAUCUGGAUAAUUCCGCUUCCUUUAUGGAUGCUAAUGACGAUGAUAGUGAUAGAGUCGGUGCCACUAGGUCCACAGCACAUUCAGCGAGUGCUUCAUCAAAUUCAACAUCUCACUUCAAAUCGUCAUCCAGUCAGCCGCCGAAAAAGACUGAACCGAAUGAUAGCAAAGGUCCGCAAACAUCAGCAGAAAUGAAUUUUGAUAUGGAUUUGGAUUAG